UUGUCAGUGUCCAGUUGUUAGAAAAAUCGAAUGAUCUAGCUCUGUUUUUCUUCAGAAUGAAUGAUUAUAGAUUAGAAUGGAUGAAAGAUAUUGUUUAUAGGUUUCUUUCGAUUGAUCAGAAUGAUAGGGCAUUUGAAGAACUAUUAGAAAGAGAUGAUGUCAGUUUAAAAACUUUAGACACAUUAUUUUCUAAUUCUAAAGAAACUCAACGUUGUAUUUUCUUUUACUUUAUUAUAGUGGAGAAGGAGAUCGAGAAACAAGAUAUUUUGGAAGAAUUAUUAGAAAGUCAUGAACCAUCAAAAGCUGAAUCAUCUGAAUCUAGUAAAAUAGAAUCUGAUGAGAUAUUAGAUUCAGAUAUUGCUGAUGAAAAAAUUCAUUUUGUCUUUGUUCCUCCCACUGAUUUUGCUAUAAAUUUGGCUGCUUCUUCUAGUUUUGUGAAAAGUUUUAAAGUAGUUUGCUUCUAA
Stegodyphus dumicola is the source of this 464-nucleotide messenger RNA. RefSeq lists its product as uncharacterized. Lineage: Eukaryota; Metazoa; Arthropoda; Arachnida; Araneae; Eresidae. Gene Ontology annotation, molecular function: dynein light intermediate chain binding; dynein intermediate chain binding. Gene Ontology annotation, biological process: microtubule-based movement. Gene Ontology annotation, cellular component: axonemal dynein complex. The record is from RefSeq and is a predicted model, not a curated record.